AUGCCUAUGUAUGCCCAAGGACUAAGAGCAGAUCGGGACCUCAUCAGUAUGCUCGCGAUCUCGCCAGCACGCCCACGUGUCGCGCGCCAAGUUCUGCAGCCCACUGCCUGCGCCGCGAAGGAUCCCUUACCACACAGUCCCGCCAUCGCUGGUGUCUCACCACGCGGCCUCGUCGUCGCCGCUCACGGAGGACCAUCAAUGCUCACUCCUUUGCCGGUUCAUGUAGCCUCGCCAACCGCCGUCGCCUUAUCCCGUCAUCACUCAUCCGGUCUCAAUCUCAGUCAGUACUCACAGGCCGAGAAGCCGAGAAGUCGAGAUGCCAAGACCAGCCACGGGCCGUUCCCCGAUUGGCCACCAAUUUCGGGACUUGACGGCCACGCCGUCGUUAGACAGAUCCUAGAGGUGCUCGAUUUCCCGCAGACACUCAGCCGGGCCCCGUUAGCUGCUGAUUACUUCAAGCCGAGCUCAACGGCUUUCGCAGGCCGCCAACACCGUCAGUUCAUCCAACCCUCCGCCCGCAAGCCUCCGAUCAACCGCUUCCGAGCACUGCCGGCGACACCAACGCCGAGAGCACAGCCGAGGAGGAGCACGCCGCCGAGAAAUCCCCACCGCGAGGCCAAACCGCAGCGGCCCAUCGUGAGUGCCAGCCCUCCGCCACCCGCUUUAACCGUCGGCAUCGAUUCCCCGUCUGACGGCCAGCCACGCAAGGUUCGAUCACCCGCUGAGUUGGACCUCCGACGCCGCCGAGUCCACAUCCGACGAUCAACCACGAUGAUUCCGGCCGUUCUUUGA
This is a messenger RNA of Striga asiatica, 792 nucleotides long. The record is from the annotation of a GenBank genome assembly. NCBI's taxonomy places the organism in Eukaryota, Viridiplantae, Streptophyta, Magnoliopsida, Lamiales, Orobanchaceae.